Messenger RNA from Cooperia oncophora, 543 nucleotides. The record is from the annotation of a GenBank genome assembly. Lineage: Eukaryota; Metazoa; Nematoda; Chromadorea; Rhabditida; Trichostrongylidae.
AUGAAAUUCGAUGCGAAAGCACACUUGAAUAUUCAGUGUGGUGAACAUGAUGCCGCAACCAUGGAUUCCCAGAUCAUCACCUGUCUGUUGACAUUGAGUUCGUUCUGGAUUGAUACACCAUCGAUGGCGAUUGCGUUGGUGAUUUUCAACGUUCUCCUUCAAGGUCUCUUUGGAUGGGACCUCAUACGGGAGUUACCACCGGGUAGCGGAAGCAUACCUAAGAUAGUAUCUCUAUAUGGAUUCAAUUUGUCAAUGACUACCAUCGCUUUUAUCGUUCACGUUUUGUCGCAGUUUUUCGAAUCUGUUCUACCGGAUGACUUGGAGCUGCCAGAAAAGGUGAGCAGUUAUGAGCAGGUUCUAACUCCUUAUUUGGAUACGGGCGUCCAUCUGGUUCAUGUGACAGCGGCAGGCUCGCGUGCGAUUGCUGAAAGAGAGAGGAGAAAAUCGUGUCACCGCUUGUCCGGAUGCCUAAAAGUGCUUGAACCGCACGCCCUGUCUGCUAGGGGUGUGCCCCAAAUUCCAUUCCACCAACGGUGCACAUGA